GAUGGGCUGGCCGUAGGGAGCCGGGAGAGCGGAAGUGAGGUAGCGGUCUGGUGGGGUGCUGCUGAUAUGUGGAAAGUAGUAAUGUCGGAGCAGGUCGGUAAAGCGCUGCAGACGGUGAUAGAGAGGGUACAGCAAGCGGCGGGUCGCCGGCCUCAGACCCUGCCCGCGAUCCAGCCGCGCCUCGUAGCCGUCAGCAAAACCAAACCCGCGGAGAUGGUGCUGGAGGCCUACAAGCAGGGCCAACGCAACUUCGGAGAGAAUUAUGUGCAGGAGCUGCUGGAGAAGGCUUCAGACCCCAAGAUCCUCGCCUCCUGCCCAGAGAUAAAGUGGCACUUCAUCGGACACCUACAGAAGAACAACGUCAACAAGCUGAUGGGCGUCCCCAGUCUGUUCAUGGUGGAGACGGUGGACUCGGUGAAGCUGGCUGACCGGCUGAACAGCUCCUGGCAAAAUCUGCGGGCGAAUGCACAGCGGCUAAAGAUCAUGGUUCAAAUCAACACGAGUGGAGAGGACAGUAAGCACGGUCUGCCCCCUGGUGACACGGUGGCGGCGGUGCAGCACAUUGUGUCUCGAUGCACCGCCCUUGAGUUUGUGGGCCUCAUGACGAUUGGACGGUACGGCUAUGACCUCAGCGAGGGGCCCAACCCUGACUUCCAGAUGCUCCUCUCUCGACGGAAGGAGGUGUGUGAGACGCUGAAGAUGCCGUACGAGCAGGUGGAGCUCAGCAUGGGCAUGUCGACGGACUUCGAACACGCGAUCGAGGUCGGCUCCACUAAUGUGCGGGUCGGUAGCACCAUUUUUGGGGAGCGGUUUUACCCCAACACGCCCAGUCCUGAGAAGAGGUCAAAGGUCGUGGCCGAAGAGGCAGCACAGAAGCUGGAUGGGCUGACAGUGAAGGAGCAGUGAGGGGGACCCCGAACCCCAAAAACCAACAUCCUCCAAUUCAAGAGGCAAACAGAAACCACGCUCCUCCAACAACAGACACCCCCAAGAACCUGGAUUGGUACCUCCCUGCGGUGUUGCUUGCAUGAAAUCGGACAGUUCUAUUGAUCUAAAUGGGGGGUGGGGGAGAAGAGCGACAGUCUCAGUACCACAGUUUAAGUAAUUGAAGUCUAUUUUUGUCUCUUAAUAGUUUGUAAAAAAAAAAAAACUCCAGAGAGGCUCCUGCUUUGUUGGUUUAAACUGGAGCCUCUGUCCAGACCAAUUACAAUAGAACUCCCCCACCUUUUAUAUAUUCUCCUAUUUAUUAAUUAUUUUCUUUGUGUCACAAAUCCAGUGCACUGCCUAUCUGAUUGUGAUGAAACGGGAUUCGGGCAGUCUUUUAUUUAAGUUUCUGAGUGGCAGAAUCUGAGGCUGUAUUUUACGCUUUUUUAUUUACACCUAGAAAACCACUUUAUCAAACUUAAUUGUAUGACUUUUUUAAGCUAUUGAGAGCAUCAGAAUCCGAGAGUGAGAGGAGGUGCCCCUCCCCUCUGUCUUGAGCACUGUUCAUCUGAAAGCUGCCGUCUGUGUGUGUAAGUCUGUUCCAGCAAACAAUCAGAUGCCCAGGAAUCAGCGAUGGCAAUAAGACUCCCAUUGCAUAGCAGUUUGAUUCACUCCUGCUUUUACUAUGAGUUUAAUAAGACACACCUGAGCUUGUUACCUAUACACUGUGGCUGAUCAAGCGCCUAGUAAAACCUGGAAUGGGUGAAACUGCUAUGCAACAGGAGUCUUAUUCCCAUCCCUGAGGAAUGUUUCUGAAUUGAGCUGUGCACCGAUGUAAAUGAUUUCCCACGUGUAGAGGAUUGAUUUAAUGUAACUGAUGUAAAUGAUUUCCCACGUGUAGAGGAUUGAUUUAAUGUAACUGAUGUAAAUGAUUUCCCACGUGUAGAGGAUUAAUUUAAUGCUUGUUCUUUCUGUAUUAGGAUGUGGUGUGUGUGCAGAGCGAGGAGAUCUCAAUAAAAACCACUCUCCCGAUACGUAUUGUGAUGUGCAGGUCGUGACACAAUAUGUCUGUUUGAACUACAGUGCAGGUCAGGGUUCAUUCCUGUGUUUCAAACCAAUUCCCAUUCCCAUGUAAUCAAUUCCAACACAGCAUUGAUCACAAUUAGCAGUAUUCUGUUAAAAUGAGCUUCUCACAGAGGCAACGCAUUACUUACAUUGAAGUCACUCCUCUAAAUUGGCUUCAAAUGAAAGCAGUUGAACAAUCACAGUGACGAUGUCUCUAAAAUAUCAACUGAAAUUCCUUCGAUUGGAAUGGGAAUUGAUUUUAAAAAGGAAUUGGAAAUGGAAUUGACCCUGACUCUGCUACAGAGCUCUGCUGUACUUUUGUCUUCUAUCACGACAAACCGUCCAUCAUGGAAAGAAAGCAUCCUGAGUCAUUGAUACACAGUGAAGCGGGACCCCCCUAAUAAUCAUGGGGUACAGGAAUGGGCAGAUUGGUUAAUAGGACUCUUCUGACCACUCACUAAAAUGCAUCUGGUUCAGGUACACGUAGUCUAACACUUCCCUGCUGCUUCUGGAACGGUACAGAAUACAACACACAUGUAAGGCUGUCCGUUUAAACAGAAAUACAAAUCCUAACAGUGAUCACUUACUGAAGAUGAAAUUGAAAACUAAUGUGUUAACCAUAAUCUUUCUUUUUUAACAUUUCAUCAAGUGCCAAUGUAGCUUAUAGUCAAGGGGGCAUUUCUGAAGUCUUUCAAAUCCCAGAGUGAGUUGACACAGUUAACCUAAACUAUUACUUUCAGUGCAGUACAGAAGCCAGGACAAAAGGACACAGUGGAGAUAGACCUGGGAGAUGCUUGAUAUUCUGUGUGAAAAGGAAGUGGGUUGUUUGGGGAUAAAUACAGAUGGUAAAACAAGUGUUAUUGGAAGUACAGUUUAUGCUAUUAAAAGGUUCAUUCUGUUUAAUUACAUUCAAUUUAGACUCGCCUAUAGGAUGCCAACAAAGAAAAUGUAACUGUCAUUGUAGUACUGGUAUCUGCCCACCAGAUGACGCUAAUGGGCAUGCUAAAAAAAAAAAAAUCUCAAAUAAAAUGUACAGUAUUUUAA
This is a messenger RNA of Acipenser ruthenus (sterlet), 3033 nucleotides long. Its product is annotated as pyridoxal phosphate homeostasis protein-like. Lineage: Eukaryota; Metazoa; Chordata; Actinopteri; Acipenseriformes; Acipenseridae. The coding region runs from base 67 to 906 and encodes 279 amino acids. Gene Ontology annotation, molecular function: pyridoxal phosphate binding. The record is from RefSeq and is a predicted model, not a curated record. The transcript has 8 exons. Gene Ontology annotation, cellular component: intracellular anatomical structure.